This is a messenger RNA of Numida meleagris (helmeted guineafowl), 784 nucleotides long. RefSeq names its product 6-pyruvoyltetrahydropterin synthase (gene PTS). Gene Ontology annotation, biological process: tetrahydrobiopterin biosynthetic process. Lineage: Eukaryota; Metazoa; Chordata; Aves; Galliformes; Numididae. The record is from RefSeq and is a predicted model, not a curated record. The coding region runs from base 59 to 505 and encodes 148 amino acids. Gene Ontology annotation, cellular component: mitochondrion. Gene Ontology annotation, molecular function: 6-pyruvoyltetrahydropterin synthase activity. The transcript has 6 exons.
CACCGCGGGAGGCGCUGCGGAGCCGCCAGCUCCGGGCCCCGGAUGGAGCCGCCCCGCCAUGGCACCGCCCGCAGCGCGCCUGGCACGGCUGUCCCGCGCCGCGAGCUUCAGCGCCUGCCACCGGCUGCACAGUAAAUCGCUGAGUGAUGAAGAAAACCUGAAACUCUUUGGGAAGUGCAACAAUCCCAAUGGCCAUGGUCACAACUAUAAGGUUAUAGUCACAGUGCGAGGAGAGAUUGACCCCGUCUCAGGAAUGGUUAUAAACCUGACAGACCUGAAAGAGUACAUGCAGCAGGCGAUCAUGGAGCCGCUCGACCACAAAAACCUGGAUAAGGACGUCCCCUACUUUGCUGAGGUGGUGAGCACCACAGAGAACGUUGCAGUGUUCAUCUGGGAAAACCUCAAGAGGCUCCUGCCAGCGGGAAUGCUUUAUAAAGUCAAGGUAUAUGAAACGGACCAGAACAUUGUGGUCUAUAAAGGAGAAGAAACAAUUUCUGAGAGGUGAAAUGAGCCAAAACUCAGCUGGUUGGAAACUGGCACCUGCUCACAUCAGUGACACCAUCAGCCCUGCUUGCUGUGUCCUGCACCAAAGUGUUGGUUAUGCACUGCAGAAGGACCAACCCAGAUGAUUCUUCUGCAAGAGAUCUUGCAGCAGUUUGGGUUAUCACAAUUCACUGAUGUGUCUGCCUUUAACCAGGACGUUCCUGUUUCAUAUAAAACCAGACUGCUGAGCUGAUGUGGAGUCUGCAAUUGUACUAUGCUAAAUAAAACAGCUUUCCAGAGA